CAAUGCAUUAUUGAUAAUCAUAAUUACUCUGACAUGCGCAUUCCGGGCCCUGGGAGUAAUUUCCCAACUCUAGGAAUUUGUUGUGAAGAAGACGACGAAGACGAAGAAAAUAAUUGCUACUAUUUUGCUCCCGAUGCGUGUGGCGCACCAUGUCGAGGCGCAAGCAGGCGAAGCCCCAGCACAUCCAUUCCGACGAGCAGCAACCCCAGGAUGUAGCGAAUGGGAAUCCACAAGAUGCCCCAGGUGACAGAGGUGAUGAAAUGAGUUCCAAAAGGUGCCGGACGGAGGAAACCAACAUCUGUGACAAAUGCUGUGCAGAGUUCUUUGACUUCUCUGAAUUCCUUGAGCAUAAGAGAAAUUGCACUAAAACACCACCUGUCCUAAUCAUGAAUGACAGUGAGGGAACCAUGCCAUUGGAAGGUUACCCUGACAGUUCCUCGGGGACUUUCCCGAGCAAUCGAAUGGACAGCGGAAUGGCCAAGGAGAGUCAUGUGAAGAAUUGCUCUCCUGUAGAAAAGAGAGAAGAGAAAGUGGACACCAGAUCAGUGGGAGGGAUAUAUCAAAAAACCGAGCCCUCUGCUCCUCCCACAACCCACGGGCUAAGCUAUCUACCAAAACCCAAAGUACCCAACACUAACGUGACUUUGCAGACUAUCCGUGGCACUAAAGUGGCAGUCAACCAGUGUACCUCGGAGACCAUCUCCCCAUCAACAGCUAGCCUUAAUGCUAUUCCUAUGAUCCUUGAGCAACUGGUGUGUCUGCAACAGCAGCAGCUCCAGCAGAUACAGCUGACAGAGCAAAUCCGUGUCCAGAUAGCGAUGAUGGCCCCCCACGUCUUGCAUCCUUCAAUAGCGGCAGCGGCGGCUACUGACUCUCUCAAAGCCUUGGGUGCUCACAUGUCUCAACAGCUGUCAGCUGCUGUGGCUUUAAUUGGGCAGAGAGCUGGGAACCAAAGCCUAUCACUGGAAUCCUUGAAGCAAGGCAAACUACCUCAUGUGAACGUGGGCAUUCCAGCUGUCUCUGUGGCCAGUGGGCUCACGUCCGCUGCCAUCUUGAAGCCCGAUGCAAACCGAAGCCUGCAAAACUCUGUCUCCCGUUUCGCAAGCCCUUUGCUACCUCAAUCGCCCGGUUCGGUCAUCUUCCAAAACCCGCUGUCUGCCGUCUCCCCCAUGGCUGACCCUUCUAAGAAAGGGAAAGGCAAGGUGCCCAAUGUUAACGUGUCUGAAACCAAGCCCACCGCCGAAGAGACUUUCUUCAAACACAAGUGCAAGUUUUGUGGCAAGGUUUUUGGCAACGACAGUGCCCUCCAAAUCCACCUCCGCUCCCAUACCGGCGAGAGACCCUACAAGUGCAACAUCUGUGGCAAUCGUUUUACGACCAAAGGCAACCUAAAAGUGCAUUUCCAGCGACAUAAAGACAAGUAUCCUGAGAUCAAAAUGAAUCCUUAUCCAGUCGCAGAAGAGCUAGACAACGUUCCCACCGAGAGUGGUAUACCUCACGGGAUGUCUGUUCCCCUUGAUGAAUCCAACCUUAUAGCAGAUACCAAGCCUAUUUUGACGGUUCUGCCUACCUCUGCAGGCUUACCUCGGAACACUUGCCACCUAGUAAACAGCAAGGAUUCUUUUAGUGGUCCCCUUCCAAGUGACAUACAGCCUAGGCGUUCUCCAGAAAGUGAAGGGGGUUCCUCCUCUGGUCCAUCAAGUCACGAAUCAGGGGUUGAGCAGAACAGGAGUUCUCCGCAAGCCAGGUGCAGCACGAGUGCUUUCCACAUUGGCCGAACUGGUGAGCAAGGUUCUGAAACCACCAAACUCCAGCAGUUGGUGGAGAACAUAGACAAAUCCUCGGCUGACCCCAACAAAUGUUUGAUCUGCCACCGAGUCCUCAGUUGCCAGAGCUCCCUCAAAAUGCAUUACCGCACCCACACGGGCGAGAGGCCAUUCAAGUGCAAGAUCUGUGGCCGUGCCUUCUCUACCAAAGGCAACCUUAAGACUCAUUACGGAGUGCACCGUGCCAACACACCAUUAAAGAUGCAGCACUCCUGCCCCAUCUGCCAGAAGAAGUUUACAAAUGCAGUAGUUUUGCAGCAGCACAUCCGUAUGCAUAUGGGUGGACAAAUUCCUAAUACCCCUGUCCCCGAAAGCACCCAUGAUAGUGCUGAUGUGGAGACUACUGUAGUUGAGAAAAAUGGAGAUCCAUGUUGUCCGCAAAGUAAGAUAGAAACUAUGGAAGUGGAAGGAGAGCUGGACUCACUGGAAGGACCACCUCAGUCUUCUAAACCCCUCGCGCCCUGCAGUUCUCACAGUGAUCCUCCAGGCUCAGUGUUUUCCAGCAUUUCGGUGCUUGAAAACCAGAUGAAGAUAGUGAAUUCUGCUUUGACCUUACAGCGGCAAAACAGCCUGAAGUCCAGUGAUAACGGCUCUGCAGAAAGUGAUGGUAUGACCAAUGACUCUUCCUCAGGGGCAGGUGAUGCAGACUAUCCGAAUGGCAGCCGCAGUCCUGUUGUCUCUGAGUCGGCUUCAUUUCUAGCAUUGUCUCCAGCCAAUAGUCAAGCAGAGAGCAGCAGGUCGAAAUCUCCAGGUUUUGGCGCCCAAGAAGAUGGUGUGGUGGGAAGUAAGGCUGAAGGUCCUGAAAUUCAUCCUGUGGAAAAAGAUAGUGCUUUGGAUCUCACCUAUGCAAACGUCAGUCGCAAGGUUAUCAAAGAGGAACCUGGGUUACAUUUCCCAAAUGGAGAGUAUGGCCAAAACAGCGUCCAUGCGGCGUUUGUCAGAGCACCCCCAGCCCUUAUAAAAAUGGAAGUUCCUAGCGACCGUCCCAUGAGCGCGACCCGUUUUAUUGGGCCCCCUGCAUUGUCACCUGGUGUGCCUCCUGGUUUGGUGCCGCUCCCUCGCCGUACUGCCAGGCAGCAUCUCUGCACUACCUGUGGCAAGAACUUCUCAUCAGCAAGUGCUCUUCAGAUUCAUGAGCGGACUCACACGGGGGAGAAGCCGUUUGCGUGCAGCAUCUGUGGAAGGGCGUUCACUACAAAAGGGAACCUCAAGGUCCACGUUGGAACUCACAUGUGGAGCAACUCUGCACGACGUGGAAGAAGACUCUCCAUCGACAACCCCAUGGCUCUGCUCAGCAGUGAUCCCAAGAAGGUGUCAGAGAUGUUUCCUAAGGAAGUUGUGCCUGCCUCAGUCAGUCUCGAUCCUGCCACAUGGAACCAGUAUACUGCGGUGCUCAGCAAUGGCUUAGCCAUGAAAACCAAUGAGAUUUCUGUAAUCCAGAGUGGGGGCAUUCCUUCUCUUCCAGCCACAAUUGGGGGAGGGCCAGCAGUCAACAUAGCAAUGAAUUCCGCCACAGUCUCACAGAUGGAUGGUUCCCAGUCUGCCAUUGGCUCAGAGGUGGAGAAGCCUAGCAGCACUGCUACAGACAAUGUGCCCAAACGCCAAUUCCCUCACUAUAUGGAAGAGAACAAUAUUGCUGUUAAUUAAAAAGAAAAUGAAGAAGACUUGGGAGAAGAUGGAAUGGAUUUUUAAAAAAAAAACAAAGAGAGAUUGGUAUAGAAGCGUAUAUAUAAAUAUAUAUUUUUAAGAGAUUACACCUCAAGUAUCAUUAUUUUCCUACUGACGUGCAAAUGAUUCUAUGGUUGUCUUUGUAUGAGUUGCCCAGAGUACAAUCAUGCCGUUGUUAUGCGCAAAACAAUAGUGAAGCCAAUUUAGGAUCAUUGGAAAGAUGCGGGUCUUGCAAAGAAUUUCUUGUGUGGGUGACUUUAAUGUGUAAAACCUUAGACGUUUUGCAACAUGAAAUUCCAAAGGUUAUCACAUUUACCUCAUUUUUUAGGGGGGGGGAGUUCUUGGUGUUUCUUGUUUUGUUUUUGUUUUCUUGCAUCAAACCAUUUGUGACUUUGAGCCAAGGAGACUCUUAAGUUAAUGGUCAUUAAGAGGGGAUGUGGCACUCCUGGAGUUCAUGACAGAUACAUGGAAGUUAAUUAUGCGGGUAAAUAUCCUAGAAUGCCGCCCUUUUAGAGUAGUAUCUAUUUUUGUUUGUUUGUGAGAAUUCUUUUUUUAAAAAAUAAGUUUUUGAAUGUAAUAUAAUGCCUGUUGAACCCACAAAUCUAAUUCAUCUGGAAGAAUGCCAUUUGAAAGCAACGUUGCAUUUUUAAACUGACUGUUAUCCAUGAGAAAUCGUAAUUACUCUGUAUUGAUGAGUGCUGCUUAUUUAAAUACUACAUGGACACAUGCCACAUGCACGCCACCAUCUGUAGAACUGUGCCAAAAAGUCUAACGUUUAACUGGAGUUGUUCUCCCCGAAUAGAUAUACAGAAUGGGGGCAGCAUGUUGGAAUAGCUUCGAAAUCAAGAAACGGCAACGGGAGCGGGAGGGCGAACUUCCUUUGUAUAUACUGUCAAAAGGGAAUCAAAUGCUGAGGAGGGUUGUGUUCUUUUGAAUGUUCUGCCAGGAAUCUCAGGUGACUGCAUUUUGGAAACAUUUCCCUUCCUGCGAAUAAGUCUUUCCUUCAUACAUGCAUCUUUGAUCUUCGUAGGGUUCCCCUUCCUCACCCAACCCCCAUUGUUUAGUGAUGAAUCUAUCAAAGUCUGUAUUCAAGAUGAAGUACGUCUCUUGGAGACUAUGUUCUUUUGUUACAGCAUUUCCACUUUAGAAAUGUGGGGCACAAUCCACCCAGAUGUUAACCUGCACAGGUUUCAUCUUCCUGUGCAGGAAAUCCGGUUCGUUUCAAUUGAGCUUAUGUCGAAGAAAUUCUUGGGGGGGGGGCUAAGUUUCCUCUGGACUUUAUAUAUUUGCAUUUUGGGGGGCAGGGGGACCAAAAUAAAACCUGAUGGCAUUUGUAUUGUAUGAAGGUUACUGGGAUGGCCCGCUGGAUUCUUAAGUUAUCUACCUCAUUAUUAUUAUUAUUAUUAUUGUUAUUAUUACUAUUUUGUUCUUUUGUAGUGCUGAGUGUCUAUUUUUCUAUAAAAUAACCACUGUAAUGAGCUUGAGAUCCAAGCAGGGGCUACUGUGCACUAUUUGAAUCAAAAUAUGAUAUACUGCUAGGAAUAUCUGAAUUUGUUUUGUCAUGUGUGUUGUGGGGUGGGCAGAGUAUUUUGUGUUUGGUUUUCCCACCCCCCCAACUCUCCUCUUUGUAUCUGCAGGAUAUCUCUGUGGGUUGAUGUAAAUCUACAUUGGAAAAUGUAGCUAACCAUUUGGUAUUAAAAGGACUUGAAUAAAAAUGUGUCUUUUUUUCUCACUUCAGAGUCCAGCUUUGCUCAUGCAGAAGGCCCAAGAAACAGUGCAUUUAUUUUUAAUUCUACCCCCUCAAACUACCCUUACUUGUAUAAUUUUGUUGCACCUGAACCAUUUUUAAAUGUGUCUCCCAAGUGUUUUAGUUUAUUUUAUUUCACUUAGAAUGAAUUUUUUUUUGCCAAGUUGUGCCUUUCUUGCUGGACUUUGUAAAGUAAGAACACAAUCUGUUUACACUGUAAAAUGGAUCUUGUUACAUGGAACAUACCAAAGUUGCAUCCCAAGUUCAUGUCUCUUCUUACAUUGUGAAUGUAUGAACUUUUAAAGCAAAUUCUGUGUAGUGUUACAUUUUGUUUUUGUCUUACCUACUGAUGCAUUUCUGUUGAUGAUAUGAGAAUAAAUUUGGGAUGACUUUUUCACACUUGAUGCACCUCACCUUCAUUUUUGUUGCAUUGCUGCAGCACUUCCAAUAAAC
Molecule: messenger RNA, 5694 nt
Organism: Pogona vitticeps (central bearded dragon)
Lineage: Eukaryota; Metazoa; Chordata; Lepidosauria; Squamata; Agamidae
Gene: SALL4
Product: spalt like transcription factor 4
Biological process (GO): regulation of transcription by RNA polymerase II
Cellular component (GO): nucleus
Molecular function (GO): RNA polymerase II cis-regulatory region sequence-specific DNA binding; DNA-binding transcription factor activity, RNA polymerase II-specific
Source: RefSeq, a predicted model, not a curated record